CAGUCCACGGUCCAAACCCUCACGCCACUCCGCCGCCUGCUCAACUCCGACGGCGACCGCGAGCAACCCCCCCCCCCCCCACCCACCUCCGGGAGUCGGCGGGCGAGCUCGAGCUGCCACGGCUAAAGGCCCCCGAUCCGCCGGGAUCCAGCGGCGGGCGAGCGGGGGCGGCGAGGCGAGAUCGGGCGCCGCGCUUUGCUGGGCCCGGCGGGAAGGCCUAGGAGUGCGGGAUCGGCGGGCGGGCGGCCGCGAAGGGGUACCUCCAGCUGGCUGCGUCGCCGCCGGCAGGGAGGCAUCCAACAACUUCAUUCUUGGAUGUUGAAGUGAUUCAGCAGCUAGAGCAUACCAGGAUGGCGGUCAAGUUCCCCUUUACAACUAUCGUCCAACUUCUCAUCUGCUUCAUGCUUUGUCAAUCAUGCUAUGGCACAUUAAAUGACAUCAACUGCUUAAAGAGACUGAAGGAAUCAGUUGAUCCAAACAAUAAAUUAGACUGGACAUUUGGUAACACUACUGAGGGAGCUAUAUGCAGUUUCAAUGGUGUGGAGUGUUGGCAUCCUAAUGAAAAUAAGAUUCUCUCUCUUCGUCUUGGCAGCAUGGGUCUUAAGGGCAGUUUCCCUGAUGGGCUUGAGAAUUGCAGUAGCAUGACUUCACUGGAUCUCUCAAGCAACAGCCUUUCUGGUCCAAUCCCAGCUGAUAUCUCAAAAAAGCUGCCAUUCAUUACAAACCUUGAUCUAUCUUAUAAUAGUUUCUCAGGGGAUAUUCCAGAAUCCCUAUCUAACUGUACUUAUCUAAAUACUGUCAAUCUGCAAAAUAACAAAUUGACUGGAACAAUCCCAGGGCAGCUUGGUAUUCUCUCUCGCCUAACCCAGUUUAAUGUUGCCAACAAUCAAUUAUCAGGGCCAAUACCUUCAUCUUUCGGCAAAUUUUCAUCCUCCAGUUUCGCAAAUCAAGAUCUCUGUGGGAAACCUCUGAGCAAUGAUUGCACUACCACUUCAAGCAGCCGUACAGGGGUCAUUAUUGGUUCUGCUGUUGCUGGUGCAGUUAUAAUGUUUAUAAUAGUUGGUGUUAUUCUGUUCAUUUUCUUGCGGAAAAUGCCUGCCAAGAAAAAGGAAAAGGAUGUGGAAGAAAAUAAAUGGGCAAAGAAUAUUAAGGGUGCAAAAGGAGCGAAGGUAUCCAUGUUUGAGAAAUCUGUUGCAAAGAUGAAGUUGAAUGAUCUGAUGAAGGCAACAGGUGAUUUUACUAAGGAAAAUAUUAUUGGAACUGGUCGGUCAGGAACUAUGUACAAAGCUACACUCCCAGAUGGUUCAUUCCUUGCUAUCAAGAGGCUACAGGAUACUCAACAUUCGGAGAGUCAAUUUGCAUCUGAGAUGUCAACAUUGGGAAAUGUUAGGCAGCGUAACUUAGUUCCUCUUUUAGGCUAUUGUAUUGCUAAGAAAGAGAGGCUCUUGGUAUACAAGUAUAUGCCCAAGGGUUCACUCUAUGAUCAGCUACACCAACAGACUGGUGAGAAAAAGUCAUUGGAGUGGCCGUUGAGGCUCAAAAUUGCUAUUGGGGCUGCUAAAGGGUUGGCAUGGCUUCACCACAGUUGCAAUCCCCGCAUCCUUCACCGGAACAUUAGUUCAAAGUGCAUAUUACUUGACGAUGACUAUGACCCAAAUAUUUCUGAUUUUGGGUUGGCAAGGCUUAUGAAUCCCAUUGACACACACCUGAGCACAUUUGUCAAUGGUGAAUUUGGAGACCUGGGGUAUGUAGCUCCUGAGUAUGCACGCACCCUUGUGGCCACUCCAAAAGGGGAUGUUUAUAGCUUUGGAGUUGUGUUGCUUGAACUUGUCACCGGUGAAGAGCCUACACAGGUGAAAAAUGCCCCGGAAAACUUCAAAGGGAGUUUAGUGGAUUGGAUAACAUACCUAUCAAAUAAUUCUAUCCUUCAGGAUGCAGUUGAUAAGUCUUUGAUUGGAAAGGAUUAUGAUGCUGAGCUGCUUCAGUUCAUGAAGGUCGCAUGUUCUUGUGUGCUUUCUGCUCACAAGGAAAGACCGACAAUGUUUGAGGUUUACCAGCUUAUGAGAGCUAUUGGCGAGAAAUACCAUUUUAGUGCUGCAGAUGAUGAAUUGACGAUGCAACCACAGACUGCUGAAGCCCAACAGUUGGAUGAGCUUAUCGUUGCAAACUAGAGAGUUUGAAUGAUGAAUGGAUGUUGCUCAGAUGCAGGAGCUACUGUGAAGCUUCUAGAUAAUCAGGGUUAUCUGAACUGAAUGGAACCCAGCUCAGUAUUUUUUUUCCCAUUACUUGCAUUACUGAGCUACACUAGGUAAAGCAGUAAGCUCCAACAUAUGCAUGCCAUUUGGUUUGUAAGAUCUGUAUCAAUUAGCCACGUUAAAAACUUUUUCUGUAUAUUCUUGCCUUGUUGUGUACUAUCUCUAGGAUUGGCAUGUCCUGCUGUUGUAAGGUGGACCAACUGUAUCAGCAUCCGAACUUAGUUGCAGUAACUCGUAGAUUUUAGUAAUGUUGAACAGUACCACUGGGUUGUCGAUUCUUCACAUUGUUGUUUUGGUGCGUUCUUUUACCAUUUUUAUUUGUUAACGUGGAGUUGGCUGGCCCAGGUUUAACUACAGUUAGUGUCUACGGUAAUCUGAUGAGAUGUGGGAUCACUG
Messenger RNA from Oryza brachyantha (malo sina), 2651 nucleotides. Its product is annotated as probably inactive leucine-rich repeat receptor-like protein kinase At5g48380. Lineage: Eukaryota; Viridiplantae; Streptophyta; Magnoliopsida; Poales; Poaceae. Gene Ontology annotation, molecular function: protein binding; protein kinase activity; ATP binding. Gene Ontology annotation, biological process: protein phosphorylation. The coding region runs from base 351 to 2171 and encodes 606 amino acids. The record is from RefSeq and is a predicted model, not a curated record. The transcript has 3 exons.